AUGUCACAAAAUCAAACAUUCUCUUCUUCUCCUCUAUCAGCGGUAAAAGUUCCAUUUUUUAUCGCUGUUUCUACAGCACUUGUCAUUACUAUCAUUCAAGUACUUGUCUUAUUAACGAGUAUUCGACGUCAUUUAUUACAAAUAUUUCGUGGUGAUCAUAGUGAAAUACCAAAAAAAGAUAAUUUAAAGAAUCUUUUAUAUGCAACAGGAAAUCUUCAUUUUGCUGGCUUUUUUAUUGGUUAUGCUGCUUGGGGUUAUAUUCUAUGUUUCUUACUAACAUUUUCGAUUUAUUAUAUUAUUGGUAAAUUAUUAGAAAAUGAUGGAAAAUUAUUUGAACAAAUACUCACUGUUUUUAUUCCCGUAUUGCUUUUGAGUAUGUUUAAAGUUUAUAUCACUCUAUUUGUUGCCAAAUAUAUUUUCUUACAAAAACGAAAUCAAAUUCUUGCCAUUAAUAAUCAUCGUGUAUCGAUGAUUUUACUAUAUUUUGAUUUUUUUCUCGAUGUUUUUCUUGACUUAGCUGCAUCCUUUACACGUAUUCUGAAUAGUUGUAUAAUAACAAUCAUUUAUAUGGCACGUCUUGAUUAUUCACCAUUGGGUCGACAACUGGAAUAUCGUGAUGCAGGCUUUUGUGCCUAUUUAGAUUUCAUACAAAUGGAAGCAAUUCAUCGAAAUCCAAUUAUGUUGGCUUUUUCAAGUAUUCUUCUAGUUCAUCAACAUACGAAACAAAACAAAUCAUCAGCGAAAGUACGUCAAAAAUGGCGUUUAGCUAUAUUACUAAUUCAUAUUCCAUCGUUAAUUAUCUUGCGAAAAGCAGUUCUUACUCGGAA
Molecule: messenger RNA, 827 nt
Organism: Rotaria sp. Silwood2
Lineage: Eukaryota; Metazoa; Rotifera; Eurotatoria; Philodinida; Philodinidae
Source: the annotation of a GenBank genome assembly